AUGAGCGGCCAAAACGGUUAUGGCAACGGGUAUGGCUACUCCGGUACCGACCGGUACGAUACCAAUGAUGGGGGAUAUGGUGGAAACAGCAACCCUGGGGUAAACGGAUACGGUGGACGAAGUGCCGCACCACCAGGCGGAGGUGGACGAUCUGAACGUCGCCCCGGCGGAUACGGUGGUUUCUACGCUGACUCGCCUCAGCCGCCGGCUCUACCGCCGGGUCAAUCUCCUGCGCCAAGCCAGUCUCCCGAGCGGCGGCGCGAUCGAACAAACCGCGACUGGCAGCAACCCUCUCCGCAACCGUCUUCGAAUCCCUCUCCGCAACCCCAAUCCCACCCCUCAUCGCAAGCCUCUUCGCAUCCCUCUUCGCGGUCACGCACAAGGAAUCAAGAACCCGACAGGAAGUACCGGGAAGAACGGUCUAGAGAUGCAAGUCGGUACGCGGACAACAGGGACGAAAGAGACCAAAGGGAUCACAGGAGCCAGAGGAAUGCGUCACCUGUGGUUAAUAUGAGCAAUGACUCGGGGGAACCCCAGGCGAUUGAAACGAUUCUCCAGUCUAUCCAGCGCGACUGGGAUUUCAUGACUGAUGCCGAGUGUGUCCCAGUACAUGUCGCUUUGAGUUUGAUGGACACGAGUACACUGGGCAAAGCAGAUCGUGAACCGGAAUUUUUGCACAUGUACAAUGACAUUCAGAAGACAUUGAAGGCAAUUGUUAAUGAACACCAUCAGGGAUUCAACAGUUCUAUUGGAACAUACCACAAAAUCCAAUCCAAUAUAUCUUCCUCGCAAACUCGAGUGCGCAGCCUGAGGCAUGCCCUGGAUCAGGCCAAAUCCGGGUUAAUAUCGACCAAGCCCGAGUUGAAAGGACUGGCAACGUCUUCUCAGAAUUACGAUGAUAUCGUACAGCUGUUCACUCAGAUUGAGGAAAUUCAAUCCCUUCCCGAAAAAUUGGAAACUCAGAUUUCAGACAAGCGAUUCCUUGCAGCUGUGGAUGUGCUUCAUACUGGUCUCCGCGUUCUACGGCGUUCGGAGCUGGAGGACAUCGGCGCUUUAUCCGAUAUUCGCGCUUAUUUCAUAAACCAGGAAACAUCACUCACAGACAUCCUGAUCGAGGAGUUGCACGACCAUUUAUACCUUAAAUCACCCUAUUGCUCAGACAGAUGGAAACCACCCACCUCUGAUGAAAAAGAGGUUCAUACGUCUAAUUUGGCCGGUAGUCGCUCUUGGGAACGGCCUGUGUAUAGUUUCCUGGCCAAGUUCGAUCCGUUGACGCCUAUGGUCGAAGACGCCUCUCGGAACCCGGAAGCUGAUACGUUUUCCUACAUUCAGUUAUUGAUCGAAGCCCUGAACAAGAUGGGUCAUCUUGACGUCGCGGUUCAUAAGAUCGAGCAGCGUCUUCCAGUCGAACUGUUUGCCGUGGUAGAUAAGACCAACGCAGAGGUUGAUACUCGUUAUCCUGCGCCAACCAAGAGCUUCUCGGCCCAAGACAACUACAAACAGUCCAGUCUCCCCACUGAGAUUAUUGAAAAACGAGGCCACGUGCUUUCUGAGUUUUUAUGGGCGCUAUAUGCCAAGUUCGAGGCAAUUGCGGAAGGCCACCGGAUUCUUCAUGAUGUUGUUGCGGCCAUUGUGCAACGAGAAGGCUUAACCAAAAGCGAGACGCUUUCUGGGGGAUUCAAGGAGUUGUGGAAACUUCUACAAAGCGAGAUACGAUCUCUCAUGCACGACUACCUUGCAACCGAUGGAGACUCUUCUGUUCGAUCUAGAGCAGAAGAGAAUGAGUCUCGACGCCAUCUAUACACAGGCAACCGCGAUAAGAAUAAGAAAAUGUUCAAGCUGUCCGACUUCGAGCAUAAUUCUGAGAUGAAAGCCGAACAAGACGAACUGGAUGAAAUCCUCAAGUCCUCAGUCCCGGGACUUGUUUCUAAGUCAAGGCAAAAGGCCGCAACAAAUGAUACCACGCAAUCUAAUAAGGGUAACUCAGGGACCGGGCAUAAGAUUUUGCUUGAUCCAAGUGUUUUCAAUAUGGGAAUCCUUCUUCCUCCCUCUCUAUCCUUCAUCCAGCGGCUCAAGGAUAUCGUUCCUGUUGAUGCGGAUAUCUCCAUGGGCACUUUGACCUCCUUUUUGGAUGACUUCAUGGUGAACGUCUUCCUACCCCAGUUGGAUGAGACAGUGACGGAUCUUUGCACGCUCAGCUUCAUUUCCGCAGAUGCGUUUACAGAAGACCCCCAUUGGGCCAAGUCUUCUCCCCGGCCUAUUUUCAAGGGAACGAUCAAAUUCAUGUCCAUUGUUCGGGAGUUUAGCAAAAUGCUGUCGAGUAUUCCACACGAUCAAGCAUUUACGCAGCUUCUUAUUGACCAGAUCGUGACCUAUUAUGACAAGUGCUGUGGGUGGUACAAAGCAAUGGUCACGAAAGUCUCUGCACGGAACCGUGGAGGCGAAGUCCGACUGAAAGCUGCGGCUUCCUUUGCUGAAACAGGCGACAUCCAUGAUGUUGUGGAUGAACUGUGGAAAAAUGCCGGGGAAAAGAAACAGACCCUGAUUGAUACAGAAAUCGAUCUUCUUCUCAAGCGAACGGGGCAAGUGCCAUUGGAGCCUUACGACAUCAUAUCUGACCCGAAAACCGUCAUUUCCCUUUCGCUCUUGUACAACAGCAUGCAAUGGCUUGCAAGUCACCUCGCGAGAAUUCGACUUGUGGUUGAACAUACAGCGGAUGCCGAGUCAUCCAGUUUGACUGCAACUGGCCGGCCGUCUCGUAGAUGGACUCUGUUCGGGUCCAUGAAGCCCAAUCGCGAUAGCAUCAAUACUCCGGUGCAUUUGCCACUCAACCACGAGACUGCCGUGGCCUUUGAUGGGACGCUCCAAUCAUUGCACCGGCUUGGGGAUACUGCACUUCUGACGAUGCAUGUUGACAUCCGCUGUGGCAUCAUCCACAUGUUGACUAAAACAAUGGCCGGGCCGAAUCCUCCUAACUUGCGGAACUCCGAACCCAUCACUCCAUCCCCAAACAUAACACACAACUGGUGGCAUAUUAUCAUGAACCAACCUACCGCUGCAUCACCGACAAUUCUCGCACUUAACAAUGAUCUCAUCGCAUUCGACACCAACAUCUCGACGUAUCUCGGGUCUGUUGAGCGUUGGUUCAUUACAUCGGGCCUGGCACGGUUUAUCGAUCGGGUCUUUGUCGCUUGCACCCAGUAUAUCGGGGCCAUGAACGAGAAUGGAGCGCUGCGACUACAGCUUGAUGUGCUUGUUCUCCAACAAAACUUGAAGAACAUCAUCAUCGAUCCAGCUGGUGAAGCAUCGGAUUCAGCGACAGAUUUACACGCGCAGGCUUCUCAAGAAAUCGUUGCCCUACCACGUAGCGCAAAGUUCCUGGACUGGUUCCUAGAAGGCGCCGAGAGGACCCUGGACUACGCUCAGGAAGAGAAGGAGGCUUUUGCAUCGCAAGGCGACAAGGCCUUGGCUGCUGGAAACGGCGAGCCAUUUACCUAUGAGGAGCUGCGUGUUCUCGUAGAUCUAUGCUUCUCUGAAAUUCUCCGUGGUCCACGUGGGGCGGAGAGCCGAGAGGAGUUUAUGUCGGCGAAAAAGGCCAGUGCGGAUGCGCUACUGAGGCUGAACGAGAUUAUGUGGGAUGCUCGGUAG
Molecule: messenger RNA, 3648 nt
Organism: Penicillium expansum
Lineage: Eukaryota; Fungi; Ascomycota; Eurotiomycetes; Eurotiales; Aspergillaceae
Product: exocyst subunit SEC8
Exons: 5
Coding region: 1-3648 (1215 amino acids)
Biological process (GO): Golgi to plasma membrane transport; exocytosis
Cellular component (GO): exocyst
Source: RefSeq, a predicted model, not a curated record